AUGUUUGAAAGAGACUUGCUAGCGAUUAAUAAGGCCGGAUUAACCGACCAGCAAGCAGGGCGCAAUAAUUCUUCCGCCUGGCCCAUAUUUUCCAACCCGGAAAUAAAGUGUUGUGAAGAGGCGAGUCCUGGUCAGAAGCGAGACUGCCUAGGCUGGCGGCGGCGGUUGUUGAUAAUCGAGCAAAGAAAAAAUUUCGCCGCGAGGCAUAAGUUCACAAUUGGCGCCCAACGUUGGGCCUCUUCUUCAAAAGUUUUAGGUGCAGGUGACAGGCACGAUAGGAGCCGUAACGAAACUUUUCCAAAUUUUUUAGGUGACAGGGCUGGUUCUACCGAAAAUAUUUUAAAUUUUAAGUAUCAAAACAAGUUUUACCAGUUUAUAAGCCUACGCCAGCACAAAGCCUCUCUGUUAUUCGUAAACGUAAUAUUGUUUCAAAUUCCAGGAAUAGGUGCAGAAUGGUUUAAGAGGAUGAAAAAGUUGGUCCGACAUCAUGAGCUGUUAAAACCAGACAAGUUUGAUGGCCAUGAGUGUCUCAAAACUUUUUUUAAGAAGUUCGAGAUAUGUGCUAUGUAUAACCAAUGGAGUAUGGACGACAUGAAGGAGUAUCUGUCAUGUUCGUUGACAGGUGAAGCUGCUGAAGUUUUUUCGGACUUAGCGGGACCAGGUGAAUCGCUUCGUGAAUUAUCAAAAACGGUAAAAAAGUUAAUGUCGUUAGCUUACCCGGGCGAACAGUCAAAGUUGGCGGUACAUUUAACAAGAGAUUUUUUUCUAUUUGCUCUUAAUAACGCUGAUUUAGAAUUAAAAGUUAGGAACAUGCAGGAUACAACAGAAAACAGGUUGAAGGCAGUGGAGCGGCAAAUAAACGCGCUUCGUCGAUCAGUUGACGUCAUUCAAGACUAUAUGGUACAGUCAGCUGUCCCUCGGAUCAGGGGUAAAAAGCACCUGUGCUGUAGCAUUCAACAAUCGUCAAGUGUUCGUUAUUCCGUUAGUUCUAGAUUUCUGAUUUAG
Helobdella robusta is the source of this 1005-nucleotide messenger RNA. RefSeq lists its product as hypothetical. The transcript has 7 exons. Bases 1 to 1005 code for a protein of 334 amino acids. The record is from RefSeq and is a predicted model, not a curated record. Lineage: Eukaryota; Metazoa; Annelida; Clitellata; Rhynchobdellida; Glossiphoniidae.